This is a messenger RNA of Egretta garzetta (little egret), 2120 nucleotides long. It is a transcript of the gene LMLN, whose product is annotated as leishmanolysin like peptidase. The transcript has 17 exons. The coding region runs from base 644 to 2020 and encodes 458 amino acids. Lineage: Eukaryota; Metazoa; Chordata; Aves; Pelecaniformes; Ardeidae. Gene Ontology annotation, molecular function: metalloendopeptidase activity. Gene Ontology annotation, cellular component: cytoplasm; membrane. Gene Ontology annotation, biological process: cell adhesion; proteolysis. The record is from RefSeq and is a predicted model, not a curated record.
AGGGCGGGAAGGGGCUCUCCUUGAAACCAGACAAAAAGAGGCUCUCGCCCGCGAGGAGGAGCGGAGGGCCUGGGAGCGCACUCCUUGGGGGGGCUGUCCGGGUGACCUGCCUAACCCAGCGGCUUGUUUCUCUCCCCGCCAGGUUGUCUAUCAAGUUCCCCUAAAGGAAAAUCAUGUCUUGAAGAGAAAUGUGGAUCAACAGCUAAGAAUUAAGAUUAUAUAUGACAGAAGUGUUGAGGAUUUGCUACCUGAGAAAAGACACCUUAUAAAGAACAAACUUUUUCCACAAGCUAUAUCUUAUUUGGAGAAGACAUUUCAAGUGCGCAAAUCCACGGGUACUAUAUUACUAAGCAGGCAGUGUGCAACAAACCAAUAUUUAAGGAGGAAAGCUGACCCUCACAGAUACUGCCGAGGAGCGUGCGCAGACCAUACAAGAUGUGGGCCGGUUAUAGUUCCUGAGAAACACCUCCAGCAAUGCAGGGUCUGCAAUGAGAAUGAAUGGCACUGCAGGACCACCGACUUACCUGACCAAGAAGGGGUUCGAGAUGCCGACUUUGUACUUUAUGUUAGUGCUCUCACUACUGAAAGGUGUGGCCAUGAAAAUAUCAUUGCAUAUGCAGCCUACUGCCAACUGGAAGCUGAAAUGGACAGGCCAAUAGCAGGAUAUGCUAACUUGUGUCCAAAUAUGAUUUCAACGCAAGCUCAGGAAUUCGUUGGCAUGUUGUCUACAGUGAAACAUGAGAUUAUCCAUGCACUGGGUUUCUCUGCUGGACUGUUUGCAUUUUAUCGUGAUGAUGAUGGAAAACCUUUGACAACAAGAUAUGCAGAUGGCCUCCCUCCUUUUAAUGAAAGUUUAGGUUUGUAUCAGUGGAGCAAUAAAGUCGUUCAUAAAGCAGUGAGGUUAUGGGACAUACGUGGUGGCAAAAUGCUGCGCCAUGCUGUUCAUCUUCUGGUAACACCUCGUGUAGUUGAAGAAGCUCGAAAACAUUUUAAUUGUCCAAUUCUAGAGGGAAUGGAGCUUGAAAAUCAAGGUGGCAUGGGUACUGAGCUCAAUCACUGGGAGAAGAGAUUGUUGGAGAAUGAAGCAAUGACUGGAUCCCAUACACAGAAUAGAGUCUUUUCCAGGAUCACCUUAGCGUUAAUGGAAGACACAGGCUGGUAUAAAGCAAACUACAGCAUGGCAGAGAAAUUAGAUUGGGGGCACAAUAAAGGCUGUGACUUUGUAAUGAAGAGCUGUAAAUUCUGGAUCGACCAAAGAAGGCAAAAGAGGCAAUUAAUCAGUCCAUACUGCGACACUUUGAGGAGUAAUCCUUUGCAGUUAACCUGCAGACAGGACCAAAGAGCAGUAGCAGUGUGCAACUUGCAGAAGUUUCCAAAGCAGUUACCUCAGGAAUAUCAGUAUUUUGAUAAUCUUACUGGAGUACCAGCAGAAGAAUUGCCUUAUUAUGGUGGCUCAGUGGAAAUUGCUGAUUAUUGUCCCUUUAGUCAAGAAUUCAGCUGGCAUUUAAGUGGUGAAUUUCAACGCAGCUCAGACUGUAGAAUAACUGAAAACCAACCAGAUCCUGCCAAAAACUAUGGUGCAGAGAAAUACGGACCAAACUCUGUAUGUCUUAUUCAGAAAUCUGCUUUUGUCAUGGAACAGUGCAGGAGGAAACUCAGUUACCCUGACUGGGGUAGUGGCUGUUAUCAAGUUUCUUGUUCUCCCCAAGGGCUGCAUGUUUGGGUCAAGGACACUGCGUACUUGUGCAGCCGUUCGGGUCAGGUAUUAACUGUGAGCAUUCAGAUGAAUGGCUGGAUGCAUGUUGGGAAUCUGAUUUGCCCAGCCUGUUCAGACUUCUGUGACUCCUGUCCCCCAGAGCGGGAUCCUCCAGCUUCUAACUUAACAAGAGCUGCACCAAUCGGGUUUGGCCGCACGAUUCCCAUGCCAGCUGGAGGAGGAACGCUGGUGUUGCCCCGCGGAGCCCCGAGCCCUCGGCUGAGACUGGACUGGGAGCUGGGGAAGCUGAGCAGGGAGCAGUGAUGCUGCAGCCGCCUGUUCUGGUACCCGAGCCACUUUGCUCACUCAAGUGGUGUCACACAGCCUGUUUCUCUACUUUUAUUUGCCGUGGGAAGAUGAGGAU